GCGUUUGCUACCGCGUUAAGAUCGUUACACGCGGCGGAGCGUGCACCGAGCGAUCCGAGCGACCCGAAAGCCACCGGUCCGAUGGAGCGUCCGCAGCCCGACAGCAUGCCCCAGGAUUUGUCAGAGGCCCUAAAGGAGGCCACCAAGGAGUUGCACACACAGGCAGAGAACGCCGAGUUCAUGAAGAACUUUCAGAAGGGUCAGGUGACCCGAGAGAGCUUUAAGCUGGUGAUGGCCUCUCUGUACCACAUCUACGUGGCCUUGGAGGAGGAGAUCGAGCGCAACAAGGAGAACGCAGUGUAUGCGCCCCUCUACUUCCCAGAAGAGCUGCACCGCAGAGCUGCCCUGGAGGAGGACAUGGCCUUCUGGUAUGGGCCCGACUGGCAGGAGGCCAUCCCCUACACAGCAGCCACUCGGAGCUACGUGAGGCGGCUCCAUGAGGUGGGGUGCAUGGAGCCCGAGCUGCUGGUGGCCCAUGCGUAUACCCGCUACCUAGGCGACCUGUCUGGGGGCCAGGUCCUCAAGAAGAUCGCGCAGAAGGCCCUGGACCUGCCCAGCUCUGGUGAAGGCCUGGCCUUCUUCACCUUCCCCAACAUUGCCAGCGCUACCAAGUUCAAGCAGCUCUACCGUGCCCGCAUGAACACGCUGGAGAUGAGCCCCAAGGUCAGGCAGAGGGCUAUCGAAGAGGCCAAGACUGCCUUCCUGCUCAAUAUUCAGCUGUUUGAGGAGUUGCAGGGGCUGCUGACCCAGGACACCGCAGGCCAGAGCUCCUCCACCACACCAAGGCUUCGCAGGCAGGAAGGCGGCGGGGUGCAAGAGUCCACUCCCACCAAGACACCCAGAGGGAAGCCCCAGCUGAACAUCGCGUCCCAGUCUCUGCUCCUCCGAUGGGUCCUUACGUUCAGCUUUCUGGUGGCAACGGUGGCGGUGGGGCUAUAUGCCAUCUGAAAGCAAGCUUGCUGGCACCUGGGGCCAUGAACUCUAUCCAGCAGAGGGCCCUCUUUCUGGAGAGGGAAAAUCUCAUGGCUGGCUUCUCUACCUUGGGCAUGGAGGGCUGUUCCGAGGCCCCGCCCUCUCCCUGUGGCCUUCUAUGUCUUCGAAGGAGGAAGGAGUCCUUUGGCAUCUUCCUCAUCCAAAAAGCACAUCCAGCCCUGUGACUGAAACCGCCAAAGUGGCUGAGGGGCCCCGCCCCGCCUUGCCCCGCCCCUCAGCAUCCCUGUUCCUGCAGCAGAGCCUAGAGAACGCAGCCAGGAGUGGCGACUGUCCAGACCCUCCAAACACCCCAGGUUCGAGGUCUCCUUGACACGGCCGUGACCGCUUCCUUUGGGACAUGGCGAUUCUUAUAUAAACGUGUGAAGAUGUUGUGUUUUGUGUUUCUGUCCUGUUUUUGUUGGAGCCACUUUUUGUUUCUGGCUCUGCCUAAACUGUGGUAUUUUGUUGUGUCCUGUUAUGUUUUUAUAGCAGGGUUGGGGGUGGGGAGGGAGGU
Messenger RNA from Trichechus manatus latirostris (Florida manatee), 1486 nucleotides. It is a transcript of the gene HMOX1, whose product is annotated as heme oxygenase 1. Bases 82 to 948 code for a protein of 288 amino acids. The transcript has 5 exons. The record is from RefSeq and is a predicted model, not a curated record. NCBI's taxonomy places the organism in Eukaryota, Metazoa, Chordata, Mammalia, Sirenia, Trichechidae. Gene Ontology annotation, biological process: heme catabolic process; heme oxidation; response to oxidative stress. Gene Ontology annotation, molecular function: heme binding; heme oxygenase (decyclizing) activity.